Clonostachys solani is the source of this 1227-nucleotide messenger RNA. The record is from the annotation of a GenBank genome assembly. Lineage: Eukaryota; Fungi; Ascomycota; Sordariomycetes; Hypocreales; Bionectriaceae.
AUGGUUGCCAUCAAGAACAUCUCCAUCACCUCCGCCCUCCUCCUCAGCGUUGCUGACCAGGCCCUCGCCGCCCCUGUUGGCGGGUCAGCCUCCCUGGAGACCCGAGCCCCUAAGGGCCGCUUCAAUGCCGCCGUCAGACUGGCAAACACUGCCAUCCAGGCAGGAGGACAAGUUGGUGCUGCGGCAGCAGGCCGUCCCCGAGACCUUGAGGAUGUCGAGGAGAGGGAUAUUGAGGAGCGAGCCCCCAAGGGCCGUUUCAAUGCUGCUGUCAGACUAGCAAACACUGCCAUCCAAGCAGGUGGACAAGUCGGUGCUGCAGCAGCAGGCCGCCCCAGAGACCUUGGGGACGUUGAAGAGCGAGAUAUCGAGGAGCGAGCCCCCAAGGGCCGCUUCAACGCUGCUGUCAGACUAGCAAACACUGCCAUCCAGGCAGGUGGACAAGUCGGCGCUGCUGCUGCAGGCCGUCCUCGUAGCCUCGAGCAGCGUAGCCCCAAGGGCCGAUUCAAUGCCGCUGUCAGACUAGCAAACACUGCCAUCCAGGCAGGUGGACAAGUCGGUGCUGCUGCUGCAGGCCGCCCCCGUAGCCUCGAACAGCGUAGCCCUAGAGGCCGCCUCGCCGCCGCUGUCAAGCUCGGGAACUCUGCUAUCCAGGCUGGAGGAAGCGUUGGCGCUGCCUAUGCCGGUCGCCCCCGUGACCUUGAGGAUGAUGACCUCGUCACUCGGGAGUGGGAUGACAUCGAGGAGCGUGAUAUCGAGGAGCGGGCCCCCAAAGGCCGCCUGAAUGCCGCUGUUAAGCUCGGAAACACUGCCAUUCAGGCAGGAGGACAAGUUGGCGCCGCUUAUGCCGGUCGCCCCCGCAGCCUCGAGCAGCGCAGCCCCAGGGGCCGCCUGGCCGCCGCCGUCAAGCUCGGAAACUCCGCCAUCCAGGCCGGAGGAAGCGUAGGCGCCGCCUAUGCUGGCCGACCUCGCUCCCUGGAGGCCCGAGCCCCCAAGGGCCGCUUCAACGCCGCCGUCAGGCUGGCGAAUACUGCCAUCCAGGCAGGAGGACAGGUCGGUGCUGCUGCUGCAGGCCGUCCCCGCGAUGUCGAGGACGAGGAUCUUGUUGCCCGUGAUCUGGAGGACGAGCUCGACGAGCGUGACAUUGACGAGCACGAGAUUGACGAGCGUGACCUCCUCGAGUACAUCUACGCUCGCUACCUCGAAGAUGCCGAGGACGUCGAGGCAUAG